Messenger RNA from Closterium sp. NIES-67, 2273 nucleotides. The record is from the annotation of a GenBank genome assembly. NCBI's taxonomy places the organism in Eukaryota, Viridiplantae, Streptophyta, Zygnematophyceae, Desmidiales, Closteriaceae.
GUGCAGGGAAAUCGGACGGUGGUGAGGCAAUCGUCCUACCUCAUGCCGAUAGCUCGCUACUGGACUGUGCAAUCUCGAGGCUACUAUUGAGGCUCCUUGAAGUUAAUACUGGUCAUCCUACCUAGGCCGUAGUAGGUUCUUCCUUCCCACACAUUCGCCAUUGCUGCUGUUUUUUCGGGACUUCAUAUCGCGUUCUCGCUAGAGUAGGAAACUGUACUUGUGGUAAGUUGUGUGUAUUCAGUGUUCGUGUGUCACCGUCUCGGGAGCAGCAUUUCACGGAAACAGCUUCGGAAGAUACCUUGCAGUAGACCCGUGGCGAGAGGUAAUAUCUAGGGUUGUUACCCAAAGCAACCCGCACGAGCCCGCGAGCGAGCGAGAUAGUUAACGACUUGAAAAUGGAGAGACGGUUUCGUCCGCGUUUCAGGCGGCGGAGACAUUGAGCCGUGGCGUACAGCAUGUGCUUGUAACGAGGCACUCACGGGACAUGGCUUCGUGAUUAGCGAUCGAGGAAACAAACGGCAAACCGGUGCUGGCGGAGUGGUUUAGAGUGGCAUUCUUGUAAAAAAGACAGACUGGCAUGCCAGGAUACAAACAAAGAGACCUACGUACUAUGUACUAGUAGUCCAUAAGCAGACUACACUAGCACGCAAAUGGGCCUCGGCCGAGAUACCGGGACCACAAGCAGCAGCAGCAGCAGCGGCAGCAGCAGCAGCAGCAGCAGCAGCAGCAAUGGCAGUAACGGCAGCGGGGGUGUUUCUUUCUUCGGAGCGGUUAAGUCCAUGUUUGAUACGUCUCAAAGAGCGGCUAAGACGGUAGUAGUAGAAGAGGGCGACACGCUCUGGGAUCUCUCCGUGAAAUUCGGCGUGGAUUGCGAGCAGCUGCAGGCGUUUAAUAAGCUCAAGUCGGAUAUUAUUUACUCGGGCGACGUCCUUAAUAUCCCCAUCUCCCCCUCCCGCGUGUCGCUCUCCACACCCCCAUUGCCCACCUCUUCUCAAGCAACCGCGUCGCCUUCCUCUUCCUCCUCCGAACCCCCCUAUUCGCGGGAGCCUCCUCAGGCGUGCACACGUGUCACCACUUCUGCGUCGUCCGGCGAUAACAGCCCCAAGGGUCUUCGCGACAGCAGUGGUAACAGCGGUAACAGCGGUAACAGCAGCGACAGCGGCAACAGCAGCAAAAAUGGUAACAGCGGCAACAGCAGCAGCAUCGGUAUCAGCGGGAACAGCAGAAGCAGCGAGAACAGCAGCAGCAGCAGCGGGAGCGGGAGCGGGAUCGGGAGCGGGGGGAGCAGCUCUAAUGCCGCUGCUACGGGCAAGAAGCAGAUUAAGACCAAACCAGUGGUGGUCCGCGACGGCGACACGGCAUGGGACAUCUCCCUGCGCUUCGGGCUCACUCUAGACGACCUAUUGUCUCUUAACUCACACAUCCCGGACCCCCUGUACCCGGGCGACCAGCUGCUGCUGCCUGCUGACGCCGUGGAGCGACCGAGAGCGCUGGUGGCGCUGGCAGGAGUUAAGGCGAAGGUGAAAGGGACCAUGAGGAAUGCUAACUUCUGGGACGUGUUUCCGCCACCCAGGAACAUAGACGCCUACCGCCACCGCUACCGCGUGCUGCUGGACGCCAUGCGAUACGUGGAAACGAGCUUCAUUGAACCCGCUCCUGUCGGGGACGACGGGCUCUCCAUCGGCCCUCUGCAGAUCAGCAACGAUUACCACACGGACGCGUGGUGGCUGGAGCACCGCCCGCCGCUCUGCUACGAGGACUGCCAUUGGUCGGUGGAGCACAGCGAGCGCACCGUCAUCAACUACUGGCUGCGCUACUGCCCCUGGUCCCUGGAGUUCCACGACCAUGAGACGCUCGCCCGCACGCACAAUGGGGGCCCGGGGUUUUACCGAUACAUCAAGACAGCCACUUACUGGCGCAAGGUAAAGAGCGCAAUGCGGCAUGCGGGAUGGUUCCGAGUCAUGCCCGAAUUUGACCCGCAUCUAUCAUCGGCACACCUCCACCCGCACGGCAUUCUUCCCUUGUUCCAAAAGCACUUUCCGUUGACCAUAGCCAUGUUGGAACCAGAGCCUUCUCCAGGACAGCAUCAAAGCUAAUGCCGGCUUUUCCGUUUAAUCAUCACUACUAGAAAGGGCUGCGGUGAAGCGCAAUCUAAUUUGGAGAAGAAAAUGCUGUCUAUUCAAUGGACUUAAACGCCCAUAUGGAUUCAAUUAUAUGCCUAUAUAUUAUGUUGAAUGCAUUUUGAAUGAGAGUUUCGUUUGUUUGUCGAGAUA